This is a messenger RNA of Besnoitia besnoiti, 2892 nucleotides long. RefSeq lists its product as uncharacterized. The record is from RefSeq and is a predicted model, not a curated record. NCBI's taxonomy places the organism in Eukaryota, Apicomplexa, Conoidasida, Eucoccidiorida, Sarcocystidae. Bases 1 to 2892 code for a protein of 963 amino acids. The transcript has a single exon.
AUGGACUCUGCCGCAUCCGCUGGCGGAGGUGAGCAGCGACUGGACUGCUCCCCUGCUGCCGGAAGUGACCCCGUUGCCGAGGCCACCAGCAUGGCUUCCUUCUCAGUUUCAUCCACGCCUUCGUUCCGCACAUGUACAGACACCUCAGAGUCACCGUCGUGCGAAUCCGAACCUGAGGCACCGGGUGGGAGUGAACAGGUGUCUGCGUCUUACGUCUCUCGUCAACAGUCCGGGUUUCGCUCGUCCCGUGCCGUCGCGCGUGAGUCGUGGCGAGCAAGCGCGAAGAGUUCACAGGUGCUCGAUCGCGCUCGCAGAGCCUCGUCAUGCCCCUAUCCAAGACACGGACCGAGCGACAGAAGGUUUUCAGCAGACGGAUGGAGGACGCCUGACCCUGCUCUUUACCCGAGCGCUGCCUAUGCACCUGGCAAGCACCCCUCGGCCGUCAGACGGGCCUCUGCGGAUUUUCUCAGCACACGGGCGUCUGCACCGAAACGCGUCACGCGUCCGCGUUCCUCCGAAGUGUCCCCUAUAAGCCACAAACAGACACAAGGAGACAGUCCUUCCCCGAGGAUAGACCGCCCCCGGGUGACGCUUCAUGAGGGUGCGGUCAUUCGCCACGGAGGCGCCGAGGGGCGACCGCCGCCGAAAGCGGUUGCUGAGCCCGUCGCGUCGUCUAGGCGACAGUUCCUGCGGCUCCAUCCGGCCUCUGUAGACUCAGCUGGGAGGCCCAAAAAGGUUUCGCCUUUGAGUCCCUCGGGUGAGAGUCCCGAUGAAUGCAGCGGAGACGGCAGGGGAGAGGGUCUCGUGUCAAUUCGCGCCGCGCUGAUUCGCUCAGCCACGCCUGUGGCGGCAGCCGCUCGAGGUCUUCUUGCGGCUCUCGCACCCGUCUGGUCCUCUGUUGCAGACUCCGUGUGGAGGGUGGCGGUGGUCAUGGGAGGCACGUGCGUGUGCUGUUCGUGUGCAGCGCUACUUCUCCUUUUCCUUGGUCUUUCGUCUUUCGUUCUUCUCAGAGCUUUUGUCACUCUUCCGCCUCUUGCAGAGUUCCCUGUUUACUUUGACUACUCGCCUGCCCUCUCAGAGGCUCUCAGCAGAUCGCCCUUCGAUCGCGACGAUUCCGCACCUUCCGAGCAGCCCGCUGCGGGGACCUUCUCUCCCUCUUCGGCCUUCAGCCCCUCUUCCAACUCCUCGCUUCCGGCUGCCUUCAUCCACGUGAACUCCACUUGGUCAGUGUCUAUUCCGGCUUCUCUCCUGCCGGGCAGCUCCGCACAAGGGGCCUCGAGUUUCGUCACGCGGUGCUCUACUGAGGAUGUAAGCCCUCUGUGGCGUCAUCUUUUUCCUCCGGCCCCCGGAGACAUGUUCUCUUCUUCAGUGAGAAGCCGCCUCAUUCAUCCGUGGCGCGGGGGACGUGAAGUGCCUGCGUGGAGUUCUUCAGCUGCGACCGCUGCAGCGUCCGCGGAGCAAAGCCUGAACUACGGCAAGGACGCGACACCCCGCCAAACUGCCGCAGGUUUCUCGUCGGCGACUACCGGAGCCUUGCCCUGGGCGGGCCUGCUCUCGGGGGUCUCAGCCCCGCCCCCCGCGUCCAUCGCUGUGGCAGUAGUCCCCUUCUCAAACCGUUCGUGGGAGUUCCUGCCGGCUGACUCGCAGAUGUACGCGCCCCCCCUCCCGUUUUCUCUCCACGGGAAAGAGCCUGGGAAGCCCGCGGCGGUUCCAUCUGAUGGAGAGGAAACAGAGGGGGGGGCGCCCGGCUCAUUCUUUGCAAGCCUAGAUGCUUCGCAACUCCCUUCUGACCACAAUCUGGAUGUGUACCUCGUUACCUCCUAUCCCUUCAAUGAGUGGAACUCUCGCUUACCGCCUGUUAUGAUUUCGCUUCUCUUUUUCACCUCGAAUCACAACCCCGUCGCCAAAGCGACCAGACCUCUCUUGCCUGCUACGCCGGUGGGCACGUCGGUUAAAGAUCCUGCGGGCACUUCCGCAAAUUCGGUCUCGUCGUUCCUUUCUUUGUUUCUUCCGCCUGUCUUUUCGCCUGUCUUUCCUCCUUCCUCUCGCACUCCACAGCAACGACCCGAGAGCGACCUAACUGCCUCUCUCCCGUUCUUCGAGACUUUCCCUUUUGCGUUGACGCAGCGCCUGGCGUAUGCACAAGUGUUGAUGUAUCCGCCCCUCCAUGUUUCUGCGGCUUCUCUUGUCUUCGUUCCUAAGCUGCGUGGGCUUCGCGCUUUCCUUGCUGCUCACUGGACCGCGGCUAUCCUUCUUCUCGUGUUGUGCGUCCUUUGGUGGUGGGUGUCGUGUCUGUGUUGCGGGGCGUUAGGCUUGACGUAUCUUGUCCUCCCCGUGGGUCCGGGCGACUCCGAAGGUCGCACCGACGGCGACGGGAUAAGCGGCGGGCGAAUGCGAGGCUGUGAUCUCGUUCGGGAGGUGACCAGAGGUGGCGACCUCGCGCGCUCUUAUGGACGAACUGCCGCUCCCUCCCAGGGCGGGCGCGUGACAAGUAUUCCGCGCUCGGCUCAGGCUGGUCAGCCAGCAGGCAGCUCUGCAUCCAGUCCCUACCAGGUAGGGGACUGUGUAGUGAAUCGGAGAUCCGAGCCCAGCGUGACCCCAGUUUGUCAAGGCAUGUUUUCAAAGUGCGACGCGGAGGGACUAUCGUCUGCUCACGGGCCGCAACACGAGCGGGCAAAGAAUGAAAGACAUGGCGCCGAAGAAGCACACCGCGGCGGCCAUGUGCCGACGGCGGCUGCGACAGAGUGCAACGAUGUUAGACGAAAGGAUGACGCUUGCGUGGCUGAAAGUACCGAUGAGGCCGCUGUUUCCCGUAUACUCUUUGGUCAUACUCGAGCGGCCGGGGAAGGUGCUCGGGAACGCCGAAAGAAAAUGCCUUCGGAGACAGAUUAG